AUGACUCGUCAACGUUGUUGUUCGACGUUGGGCUUUUUGGCGUUGGCCCUAAUGCAAAUAUUUGCAUGCUGUCGGGCUGGAGUAGGAGGCAAAUAUACCGUUAUCGCUCCCGGUACCAUACACUCCAAUGACAAAUACACGGCAGCUGUGGCCGUACAUCACGUGGACUCUGCAUGCCAAAUAAAGGUGGGCAUUACAGGCCGCUCCUUUAAAGAAAGUAAAAUUGUUGAGGUCACAGGUUCGGAAAUAAAAGAAGUCGAGUUCGCAGUACCCACCUUGGCUGAGGGUACAUACAAACUAACAGCUGAGGGUAUUAAUUGUCUGGAGAAUUUUAAAAAUUCCACUGCAUUGAUGUUUGCCAAAUUUAAAACCUACGUUCAGAUACAAACCGACAAGGGUCAGUAUAAACCUGGAGACAUCAUCAAUUAUCGGGUAUUGUUUUUGGAUAAGGAUUUGAAACCAGCUGUGCCGAAAAAGAACACCCUCAUCUGGUUAGCAGAUGGUAAUCUAAAUCGCAUUGAGGAAGUGAAGAAUUUCAAAGUGGUCAAGGGGGUCUAUACGGGACAAUUUAAAAUUUCCGAAUUUCCGGUGAUGGGUAUUUGGCAAGUGGUCGUGUCCAGCUGGGGCCAAGAGGAUUAUGCCGUGUUCUUUGAGGUCAAUAAAUAUAUCCUGCCGAAAUAUGAGGUCAAGAUUGAGGCUCCGUGGUCGGUGUCCGUUAGGGAUGGUGAUAUGCUGGUUAUUGUUCGGGCCAGCUACACAUAUGGCAAGCCCGUGAACGGUAAAGCCACCGUUAUCCUCAGCCUGCAUGACUAUCCCGUCUACGCAAAUGAAAAUUCUGAAAAUGAACAAGAACAACCACCCAGCAUUAUCCACACCGGAGCUAUGAUCCAAGGCAAGGCCAAGAUUGAUCUGAAUGUCAAGGAGCUGGAGGCCUAUUUGCAUAGCAAAGAAUAUUCCACCUAUGCCAGUAUUGUGGCCACCGUGGAAGAGGAAUUUACAGGGGUGAAAAUCAACACCACCACCCGUACCCAGAUCUACCCCUACCGCUAUGCCAUGCAUUGUCGUGUCGAUGAAAAUGAAUGCAUAUUCUUUGAGCCGGAUAAGGAAAUGGAGGUAAUGAUUCAGUUGACCUAUGUGGAUGGUUCGCAUUUGAAGGACACAAAGACCCCAGUGGAAUUGAUAUACACUGAGGUUUUACAAAAUAAUUAUUGGCAGCCCGGGUACAUGGAGGAUGAGGAGGUGACAACGACCCUAAUGCCACCGAUUUCGGAAAAUCUCACUUACAGCUUCAAAGGUUUUAUGAAUGAAAUGGGUUUUGCAACCUUCAAGGUGAAGCUAAGCGAUCUGAAGGAAUAUGAGAACUGCUUCCAUUUCUAUGUCAUUGAGGCCAAAUAUCGGGAUGAAAAACGUAAAGUCGGUGGUGCCUAUUCGGUAUCGACAGGCAAGGAACCCAAAAUAGUGGAUACUCCAGCAGAGGAGUUGCCCAAGGAAUGGUUUAAAAUUGAGGGUAAAUCUGACAAUAACAUGCCCAAAUUAUUCCAGGCCGAACAUUUCACAGUAAACUCCAGCAAACCCCUGGCCUAUUUGGAUUUUAAUGUUAUUGCCCGGGGUAAUAUUGUGAAGACGGUACAUAUUGAUUUACCUCAGAAGCCCAUGGUGCACAAUAUCACCAUCACUCCGGAAUUGGUGUAUUCUCCCGAGUUCUCGAUUUAUAUUUAUUAUAUUGAUGAGCAGGGUGAAUAUCACUAUGCGGAGGGUACCUACUACAUUGAUUAUGAAUUGGAAAAUAAGAUCACCGUCACUGCUGCUGACCAGGUCAAACCAGGCCAGGAAGUCGCCUUGAAAAUUAAAACUGCCCCCAACUCGUUUGUGGGCCUCAGGGCGGUGGAUCAAAGUGUCCUGCUAUUGGGAUCGAACAAUGACAUUCGUGCCAAUGAAUUGCGCGAUAUUGUGGCUUCAUAUGUCACACAAACCCCUAAUGAGGUUGCCUCUUCUUAUUAUCCUGGUUCCAAAUCCGGUUGUAUUACCCUGACAAAUGGUGAUUAUAUCUAUGAUCGGACCGCUGAAACGGAUUCUACACCAUCGGAUGAUUUGUCAAAUAGCCCCCUAAAUUCACCACUAAAUUAUACACCAAAUGGCCAGCAAAGUUCAGACGAUGGCCCUAGCGCCAAACCUUCGAAUGAACCUGAACCCAUACAGGUUCGCAAAGAUUUUGCUGAGACCUGGAUAUUUGAUAAUAUUGAAAACACUGACAAGGAAGAAUUUACCUGGUCCAAGAAAAUACCCGAUACCAUUACCUCAUGGGUGUUGACCGGCUUUGCUAUGAACAGUGAAAAAGGUUUGGCAGUGACUGGCGAAGAAACAAAGAUUACCACCUUCAAACCAUUUUUCAUUUCCAUACGGCUGCCAUAUUCCGUUAAGAGAGGUGAGGUCAUCAAUAUCCCCGCCCUGGUCUUCAAUUAUUUGGACAAAACCCUCGAUGUUGAGGUCACCUUGGAUAAUAGCGGCAAUGAAUUUGAAUUUACUGAAAUCACCAACGAAGUAAUUGGCGAUCAAUCACGUACGAAGAUGGUUCGAGUACCUGCUAUGGGUGCCGCCGGAGUUGCCUUUAUGAUCCGCCCAAAAGUUUUGGGUAAUGUCAUGUUGAAGUACACCGCCAUUUCUCCUGUGGCCGGUGAUGCCAUCCACAAAUCGAUGAAGGUUGUACCCGAAGGCGUUACCAAAUAUGGUAAUCGGGCCUUCUUCGUCAAUCUCAACAAGGGAGCGGAAAUGAAAUCGUCCUUUGAAUUGGAAAUACCUGCGGAGAUUAUACCCGAUUCGCUACAUGUUGAGGUCGGGGUUGUGGGUGAUAUUUUGGGUCCUGUCGCCCAUAAUCUCGAUAAUUUGGUACGCCUACAAAAGAGUAACGGGGAACAGACUAUGUCCACCUUGCUGUCUAGUUAUUUGAUUUUGAAAUAUUUAUAUGACACCAAACGCCUGACCAGCUAUAUACAAAUGAAGUUACGUUUCUUCAUGAAUACUGGCUACCAAAAGAUGCUCAACUAUCUUCAUACUGAUGGCUCCUUUAGCUCGUUUGGACCUGAUAAACGAGAUUAUGGUUCUACCUUGCUGACAGCCUAUGUGGCCAGAUCCCUAAUCCUAUUGCAGGAGUACAAAAAAGUUGAUCUAAAAAUCAUUGAAGACUCCUUGGAAUACUUGGUCGACCAACAAGCCAAAAAUGGUUCAUUUACCGAAAAAAAUGAUGACUUCUUCAAUGCGGAUCAAGCCAAUCUUGUGUACCUCACAUGUUCGGUUCUCUUGACCUUACUGGAAAAUAAGUCCUAUGCUGAGAAAUAUUCGCAAGAAAUCACAAAGGGUUUGGAGUUCAUUAAUGAGAAUUCGGAAAAAUCUGAAUCCCUUCAUGCCCUGGCAAUUGCCACCUAUACCCUGGAUAGGGCCCACCACGCCAAGGCCCCUGAGAAGUUGACAAAAUUGAAUUCAUUGGUCAAAACUGAUGGUGAUCGUAAAGUGUGGUCCACUUGGGAUGGGCCACUAAAUCCUUUUGUCAAUAGCAUUGAUGUGGAAAUUAGCUCUUAUGCCCUGCUAACCCUGCUCAAUCAACCCUCACCAAAUAUGGAUGAAAUUUUGCCCAUAAUUAGAUGGAUCAUUUCCCAGCGUAAUAGCAAUGGUGGUUUUGACUCCACCCAGAACACUGUGGUGGGUCUACAGGCUCUCAUAAAAUUCGCCAAAUUAGCUGACUAUGACCCGGCAAAAAUGGUCGUGGACAUAGCCUCCAAGGGUGCCGACAAAGAUAAACAGGAAACCCUCAAGCUCACCAAGGAAAAUGCUAUUAUCUAUCAAAAUGUGGAGUUGCCUGAUAAAACCAAAUCCGCGGAGUUCUCAGCCAAGGGUAGUGGCGCGGCCAUGGUCCAAAUUGCCUAUCAAUAUAAUACCCUGGAAAAGGAACAGACCAGUUUUGAGAUUACCACCGAGAAACAAAACGCCUGCCAAAAAACCGCUCUCCUAAUGAAUGUCUGUGUGGAAUAUAAGGGCGAGGGUGAAGCUUCGAAUAUGGCGGUGUUGGAAAUUAAUACCCCCUCGGGAUAUGUGGUGGAAGAUGACAGUCUGCCCGCCAUCAAGAAGGCGAAGAGAGUUGGUAACGUCGAAUUGGAAAAUUCCAACUCGCUGCUGGUGAUCUACUUCGAUCAUUUGUAUAAGAAUCAAAAGACUUGCAUUCUCUACGAGGGCAUUCGUGUCCAUGCUGUUGCCAUGCAAAAACCUGCUGCCAUCCAAGUCUACGAUUUUUACGAUUCGAAUAAGAAGGCAACCGAGUUUUAUGAAGUUGAAUCGAAACUCUGUGAUAUUUGUGAUGGCGAAGAGGAGUGCAGUAAAUGCAAAUAA
Messenger RNA from Musca vetustissima, 4380 nucleotides. RefSeq names its product thioester-containing protein 1 allele S1-like. Gene Ontology annotation, cellular component: extracellular region. The record is from RefSeq and is a predicted model, not a curated record. The coding region runs from base 1 to 4380 and encodes 1459 amino acids. The transcript has 10 exons. Lineage: Eukaryota; Metazoa; Arthropoda; Insecta; Diptera; Muscidae. Gene Ontology annotation, molecular function: endopeptidase inhibitor activity.